UUUUGUUCCGACUGGGUUGGAAAAAAAGACAUUCGUGCUGUACAGACGUCGGUCCGGGACGUUACGUGAUGACGUAUAUAGCAUGCGUGCUACAAAUCGGGUAGCGAUAGGCUGAGGCGUGUAAACACUGCAGUUCAGGAAUGUCGACUGAAAGCGACGCGGGAGAAUACCGUUUGGUGAAACAUCCUUCCAGUUUCUCACGUUAGCGUCACGCUGUGUCCAGCCUCCAUUCAGGUGGUCCGGUCAGAGCAGGAGCCCUGCUGUGAGAUCAGAGCCACAUGCCACAGGCCGGGAGAGAAGCUGACAUCUUCCAGCAAUAAAACCACCUGCAGCACGAACCAGAAACCUUCUGGUGAGAGUGUCGGAGAGGUUAAAAAAAGAGGAGCCGGAAUACCUGAUGUCUGAGGGUGUGGGGACCACGAAGGACAGCACCCCCGAGGUAUGUCAGAGAGCCUGCAGUUUGAGCAGCACACUGUGAACAUGAACAGCCGCAGCUGUGGGCGCAGUCUUCACAACACACCGAAGAUGCUGUACACUGAGAGAGUGCAGCCUAAAGAUGAUGAUUACCUCUAUUGUGAGGAUUGCCAGUCUUCCUUCACUGACCAGUGUGAGGUCCACGGUCCUCCUGUCUUCAUCCCUGACUCUCCUGCACUUGUGGGGGUCCCUGGCAGGGCCCUCCUCACUCUGCCUCCUGGUUUAGAGGUUAGGCCAUCCAGUAUCCCUGGGGCAGGCCAAGGGGUGUUUAACCAGGGGCAGACUGUGCCCAGAGGAGUGCAUUUCGGGCCCUAUGAAGAAGAAGUCACUGGGAAAGAGGAAGCCAUUGACAGCAGCUACUCCUGGGUGGUUUGCAAGAGCAAAUGGUGUGAGAUGUACGUUGAUGCCAGGAGAGAAACCCACUCCAACUGGAUGAGAUAUGUGAACUGUGCCCGUGAUGAGGAGGAACAGAACCUGGUGGCCUUCCAGCACAAAGGGGGCAUCUUGUAUCGCUGCUGCAAGCCAAUUGCCCCUGGGCAGGAGCUCCUGGUAUGGUAUGCAGAAGAUUACGCCAAGGACCUGGGCAUCACCUUUGACUGUUUGUGGAAUAAAAAGUGCUAUUCACAAGCAAGGAGAGCAGAUAAAUCCACCCAAGGAUUCCCUUGUUCUCAGUGUCCCUUCUCCUUCACAGCGGACAUUUAUCUCCACAGACACAUUAAAAGAUCUCACCCUGAGGAGUAUGUCGGACAGCUGAUGUCUGGAUCUGUCAACACAUCCCAGCAUUUCCCAUCUUCUGCUGGCCCCAGUGCCUCUCAGCCCAGAACAGACACAUUCAGUACCAUGAAUGAAGCGGGUUCAGGCACUCUGAAGGCUCGACAGGAAUCCCAGGCUGAAAAGACACUCGGUGUAAAGAGCAGUCGCAAAAAACACCAUCAGACACACACAGGAGAGAGGCCCUACCAGUGUUCCCAGUGUGGGAAGAGAUUCAGUGAAUUAGGAACUGUAAAGAAACACCAACGGAUUCACACAGGGGAGAGGCCCUACCAGUGCUCCCAGUGUGAGAAGAGUUUCAGUGAAUUAGGAACCCUAAAGAGACACCAGCGGAUUCACACAGGUGAAAAACCCUACCAGUGCUCCCAGUGUGGGAAGAGUUUCAAUCAUUUAGGAAACCUAAAGACACACCAGCGGAUUCACACUGGGGAGAGGCCCUAUGAGUGCUCCCAGUGUGGAAAGAAAUUCAGUCAUUUAGGACCCCUGAAGACACACCAACGGAUUCAUACAGGGGAGAGGCCCUACCAGUGUUUCCAGUGUGGAAAGAGCUUCAGUGAAUUAGGACACCUAAAUUCACACCAACGGAUUCACACAGGGGAGAAGCCCUACCAGUGCUCCCAAUGUGGAAUGAACUUCAGGCAUUUAGGACCCCUGAAAACACACCAGCGGACUCACACAGGGGUGGGGCCCUACCAGUGCUCCCAGUGUGGGAAGAGCUUUAGUCAGUCAGGACACCUAAAGACACACCAGCGGACUCAUACAGGGGAGAAGCCCUACCAUUGCUCCCAGUGUUGGAAGAGCUUCAGUAGUUUAUCAAACUUAAAGAAACACCAGCGGAUUCACACAGGGGAGAGGCCCUACCAGUGUUCCCAGUGUGGGAAAAGUUUCAGUCAGUUGGAAACCCUAAAGAAACAUCAGCGGAUUCACACGGGAAGGAGGACAGCGCGGUAGCACAGCUGUUAACACUGUUGCCUCACACCGUUAGGAGCAAGGUUUGAGUCUCCACCUCCAGCAACAUGUGUGUGGAGUUUGCGUGUUUCCCUGUGUUGUCAUGGGGUUUCUUUCAGGUUUUUUGAUUUCCCUCCAUGCAACACUAAAAAAUAAUAGUGUUUAAAGUUGCCAGCACUUUCUUCACUCAAUAACUGCAAAGUUCCAAAUCUCCUCUGGCAUUAACCCCAGCAGAGAAUCCGGGAGCUUUCUGGAAAGGGCUUCCAUAGCCAAGCAGCUGCAUGCAAGCUUCACAUUGCCAAGCACAAUGGCAAGUCUUUGAUGGAGUGGUGUAAAGCACGCUGCCACUGGACUCUGGAGCAGUGGAAAUGUGUUCUGUAGAGUGAUGAAUCGCACUUUUCUCUCUCUGGCAGUCUGAUGGACAAGUUUGGGUUUGGCAGAUGCCAGGAGAAUGUUACCUGCCUGACUGCAUUGUGCCAGCUGGAAAGUUUGGUGGAGGAGGGAUAAUGGUAUGGGGUUGUUUUUCAGGGAUUGGGCUAGGGCCCCUUAGUUCCAGUGAAAAGAAACCCUUAAUGCUUCAGCAUACCAAGACAUUUUGGACAAUUCUAUGCUUCCAACUUUGUGGGGACAGUUUGGGCAAGAUCCUUUUUUGUUCCAGCAUUUUUGUGUUGUAAGGGCCAUAAAGACAUAGUUGGGUGAGUUUGGUGUUGAAGGACUUGAGUGGUUCGCACAGAGCCCUGACCUGAACCCCACCGAACACCUUUGGGAUGAACUAGAAUGGAUAUUGCGAGCCAGCCCUUCAGGGCUCUUCUGGAUGAAUGGGCAAAAAUUGCCACAGACAUACUCCAAAAUGUUGUGGAAAGUCUUCUCAGAACAGUAGCAGCUGUUAUAGCUACAAAGGAAAGACCAAAUACAUAUUGAUGUCUAUGGAUUUAGAAUGUGAUGUCCUGUUCCUGUGGGGGUAAUGGUAAUGUGUCCCAGUGCUUUUGUCCAUAUAUUGUGCAUCAUGAGCAUGAAUUCUGUGAGUGAUAAUCAAGUCUACUGUGUGAUUGUGCACGUGCAUUGGUCCCAUUACUUGCUAGUAACAUCCAACAGAGUCCAGGAGAGAAAUCUACAGAUAUUAUAAUAUUCUCUAAAUUAAUGAUUAAGUCAGUGGGAAGUUCCCCAAAUUCAGUUAGGACCGAUGUGUAUGGUCCAAGUGGUUUCUGUACUAUAAGAAUGUAGAUGGGUGGGUCAGACACCAUUUGAAGUAGCAUUGCUUCAAAUGUCAUAAAAUCUUUCAUGAUUUUGAGUUUAAUAAAGUUAUGUAUGGUAACUUGCAUGAACAUCUCAUCCACAAACCAAAUCAGUAUUUUGUAACAAAACAAUAAAUGUCAUAUGCUGUAAUUAAGAUGAAAACUUACCUAGUCAAUUAUGUCAUUCAUACAGGGUGUGUACGGUUACUUCUUCUUUUGAAUUUUUUUAAAUCAAUGUUAUAUCAAAGUACAAUCCCGCCAAUCUUGAGCAGUAUCUUCAUUAUACUCAGCGCAUGUUGUGAGUAUGGAAGACCAACGGGGCAGAAAACCAGAUUUUUAUUGACAUUAACUGUGUUAUAAUUAUUUGUUUAUUAAUUAAUUGUUUAUUUGGAUUGUCCUGUCCCGUUUCUGUGCACGUCCACCCAGCUGUCUGCCCCGUAUCACUUACACCUGCCCCUCAUUGAUUGUACUUAUCACCCUCACCUGUGUUUGAUAGUCUCUGAUCCAUUGUGAUGCCCUACAUAUGUUUAUUCUCAGUGUAUAUAUGUGCCCCUCUGUCUUGUGCUUCCCAGUCUAGUCAUUGUUACUCUGCUGCUUGUCCUAAUCACUCUAAUAAAGUUUCCUUUGGAGUUAA
Paramormyrops kingsleyae is the source of this 4062-nucleotide messenger RNA. RefSeq lists its product as uncharacterized. The record is from RefSeq and is a predicted model, not a curated record. Gene Ontology annotation, molecular function: RNA polymerase II cis-regulatory region sequence-specific DNA binding; DNA-binding transcription factor activity, RNA polymerase II-specific; protein binding. Gene Ontology annotation, biological process: regulation of transcription by RNA polymerase II. Lineage: Eukaryota; Metazoa; Chordata; Actinopteri; Osteoglossiformes; Mormyridae.